UUUUAUUUACUCUUUAUUUUCCACUUCAUUUAACAUUUACACGUUUCUCUCUCUCUCUCCCCCUUCACUUCAUUCUUUACUGUAAAACUCUUCGGGAAAGAGAGAUUGGUCUACAUUUCAGAUUGAGAAAAAGCAGAUUCAUGAAGGGGCUAGUAAUGCUAAUUUUGUUGUCGGCACUAAGUCAAAGUAUAGAACAUAUUGAAGCUCAAUUUGAUGGUGAAUGCAAAUUCAACAAGCCUCUGGAUCCCAGACCUCACAGUGCAUCGGUGUUGGAUUUUGGGGCUGUGGGUGAUGGAGAGACUAUAAAUACAGUGCCGUUCCAGAAUGCCAUUUUCUAUCUCAAGUCCUUUGCUGACAAAGGCGGGGCACAGCUCUAUGUUCCAGCUGGCAGGUGGCUGACCGGAAGCAUAAAGCUUACCAGUCACCUUACACUCUUCCUCGAAAAAGAAGCCGUUAUUCUGGGAUCACAGGAUUAUGCUCAUUGGGAUAUAGUUGAAGCCUUACCCUCUUAUGGUGGAGGUAUUGAAGCACAAGGUGGAAGAUAUCGCAGCUUGAUUUCAGGAAAUAAUCUAAUUGAUGUUGUGAUAACAGGUAAUAAUGGAACUAUUGAUGGUCAGGGUUCUAUAUGGUGGGAGCAGUUCAGUGCACAUUCGUUAAAUUAUACUCGACCACACCUUUUCGAAUUUGUUAGCUCCAAAGAUGUUGUCGUUUCAAACUUGACCUUCCUGAACGCUCCGGCCUGGAAUAUUCACCCGGUAUAUUGUAGUAAUGUGGUGGUUCAGAACAUAACAGUUCAUUCUCCGGCUAACUCCCCAUAUACCUAUGGGAUAGUCCCAGAUUCUUCUGAGCAUGUAUGCAUUGAGAACAGCAACAUUAGCAUGGGUCAUGACGCCGUUGUUCUUAAAAGCGGUUGGGAUGAGUAUGGAAUUUCCUAUGGGAAACCUACCACAAGUGUCCAUGUUCGAGGGGUUAGGCUGCAGUCUUGUGCAGGUUCUGCCUUGGCUUUUGGUAGUGAGAUGUCUGGCGGUAUUUCCAAUGUACUAGUAGAGCAUGUUUACCUACAUGACUCCCUUUUCGGGAUUGAGCUGAAGACGGCAAGAGGAAGGGGUGGUUAUAUCAAAGAUAUUAUCGUUACAGGCGUGGUUAUGGCAAACGUGCAAGUGGGAAUCGAGGCCACUGGUCAUUGUGAUUCUCAUCCAGAUGAGAAAUUUGAUCCCUCUGCACUUCCAGUUGUUAGUGGCAUCACUUUUGAGGACAUUGUCGGCACAAAUAUUUCCACAGCAGGCAAUUUCUCUGGAUUAUCUGAAUCUCCCUUUACUUCAAUAUGUCUAUCAAACGUCACCUUUUCCGCUUCUACCAACCCUACACCAUGGCUAUGCUCUGAUAUAUCUGGUUCUUCUCAAAAUGUGUCUCCUGAUCCAUGUCCCGAGCUUCAGAACUCAUUUUCCGGUACUACUUCAACUUGCUUCGCCCUCUUGCACCCUUAUAGUCAAGUUGCAAUUUCGUAAACAAUUCACUUCCUUGCGCCAAUACAAACGAGACACAUUUCAACUUCCAGUUCUGUUGUACAAUUCUACAAUAAGAUUGCUGAUUGUUGCCUGUGUAUAGCAUCAGUUUCUUCAUUCACAUAGGUAGUAAAUUCAGAUGAGGUGUUUGUUUCUUGUCAUUUGUUCAUUUGAUUUUCUAGUCAUUUGUUUUACAUUUGUAAAUUAGAUAGCAAUUGGUUAAUGCUGGAUGGUUGAAGAAGGGAUGUUGUAGUUGAUUGUUAAUAACUUUUUUUUCUCCAUUUAAUUGAAUUGAUAUUUUAGUUCCCAA
Molecule: messenger RNA, 1815 nt
Organism: Nicotiana attenuata
Lineage: Eukaryota; Viridiplantae; Streptophyta; Magnoliopsida; Solanales; Solanaceae
Product: probable polygalacturonase
Exons: 5
Coding region: 141-1508 (455 amino acids)
Biological process (GO): carbohydrate metabolic process
Molecular function (GO): polygalacturonase activity
Source: RefSeq, a predicted model, not a curated record